Molecule: messenger RNA, 1577 nt
Organism: Cryptomeria japonica (Japanese cedar)
Lineage: Eukaryota; Viridiplantae; Streptophyta; Pinopsida; Cupressales; Cupressaceae
Product: serine carboxypeptidase-like 26
Exons: 9
Coding region: 1-1485 (494 amino acids)
Biological process (GO): proteolysis
Cellular component (GO): vacuole
Molecular function (GO): serine-type carboxypeptidase activity
Source: RefSeq, a predicted model, not a curated record
AUGAAAAAUUUAAUAGUGUUAGCGAUAGUAUUUGCCGUUCUGGUUCAUUCUUCGCAUCAGCUGAGUCGGCAUGAAGUGUUGUCGAAAUUUGUAGAGAAGAGGAGGUCUGGUGUGACGAGUGAGGCAAAGGAAUGGGUAGCUCCUUCUCCUUCCACUAGCAGUAAAUAUGGAUGGAAGCUCAAUCAAUACGCUCAAGACGGAUUGCAGGAGAAUGACAAAAUAACUGCUCUGCCUGGCCAGCCAGAAGGAAUAACUUUUGCACAGUAUGCGGGGUAUGUGACGGUUGAUGCAAAGGUGGGGAGAGCACUUUUCUACUAUUUUACAGAGGCCACUGAAGACCCAUCUACAAAGCCUGUGCUCCUCUGGCUCAAUGGAGGGCCGGGAUGCUCAUCUUUUGGCAUUGGAGCAAUGACAGAAUUGGGUCCAUUCCGCGUACAACCAGAUGGCAAAACUCUUUCUAAAAAUCCAUAUGCAUGGAACCAAGUGGCAAACACCCUGUUUUUGGAAUCGCCUGCCGGGGUUGGAUUUUCAUACUCCAAUACCACCUCUGACUAUCGAAACGCGAAUGAUGAUAACACUGCUCGAGACGCGUACACGUUUCUUCUAAAUUGGUUUGAAAGAUUUCCACAGUAUAAGAAUCGAGAUUUCUAUAUAACAGGGGAAAGCUACGCUGGGUUUUAUGUGCCUGAAUUAGCAGACACUAUUCUUAAGAAUAAGAACUCCCAAACAUCUUUCAUAAAUCUCAAGGGAGUUAUGAUUGGAAAUGGGAUAAUGAAUGAGGAGACAGAUAACUGUGGUUCUACCGAUUACGCAUGGUCACAUGCAUUGAUCUCAGAUGAAGAUUAUGCAAAUCAGCGUUGCACUUCAUCUCCUUUGAGCUACACAACACACAACACAUUUCCAUCUCGAGCACAAUCUACCGAAGGACAAAUAGAUCCCUAUAAUAUAUAUGCACCACUUUGCUCUUCUGAUUAUAAUCUAAAGUGGGCGUCUUCUACUUCUAUUGAUGAUACCUCUACGAAUGGAUUAGAUGGAUUCGAUCCAUGUAGUUCUGAUUAUGUAUUAACCUACCUUAACACACCAGAAGUGCAAAGUGCUAUUCAUGCAAAUAUAACAAACUUGCCUUAUGAAUGGACUGAAUGCAGUGGCGUACUUUCAUAUAGCAGCAAUGCAACCACAAUGUUUCCAAUUUAUCGAAGAAUGAUGGCAGCUGGAUUAAGAAUACUCAUCUACAGUGGAGAUGUGGAUGCAGUGGUUCCUGUUACUGGUACAAGAUAUUCCAUUAAUGCAUUAAAGAUUCCAAUUGUGAAAGCAUGGUAUCCUUGGAUGAACACAGAGCUAGAUGUGGGGGGUUAUAGUGUAAUUUACAAGGGCUUGACAUUUGCAACUGUGAGGGGCGCAGGGCAUGAAGUGCCUAGUUAUCAGCCUUCUAGAGCCUUGACUAUGACCAAAUCCUUUUUGGCCAACAAACCUCUCCCAUCAUAAUAAUUCUACCUUUGGAUAUUGAAUAAUAGCAUUCAAAUAGUUUCAUAACUAUCAUUAUGAUUAGCAUAUGUACAAUCUAUUUAAGACAAGGA